Haliotis rubra (blacklip abalone) is the source of this 1853-nucleotide messenger RNA. RefSeq names its product galanin receptor 2a-like. Lineage: Eukaryota; Metazoa; Mollusca; Gastropoda; Lepetellida; Haliotidae. Bases 211 to 1257 code for a protein of 348 amino acids. Gene Ontology annotation, molecular function: G protein-coupled receptor activity. The record is from RefSeq and is a predicted model, not a curated record. Gene Ontology annotation, biological process: G protein-coupled receptor signaling pathway. Gene Ontology annotation, cellular component: plasma membrane. The transcript has 2 exons.
GCCAUGUUUGUUCUGCUUAGGAACACUGACAUUGUGAUGCUAUCUUUUCAAGACACGUUGCCAUGGUGAUGGUCACUCAUUCGGGUGCGUCUUGUGGAUGGAAUUAAGGACCGUCAGCUUGCACAGAAUGACCACAUGGACGGGAUGGAUAUGCAGCGUCUGACGACAUCACAUGGAUCAUUGUGAAUUAGCCACCCUCCCCUGUGUAAGAUGACUGUUCAACACAAUAUAUCCAUGGCAGAAAUAAACCUAUCAUUGUGUCAAGGCAACUCUACGUCGGAAGACUAUGGCCAUCUAAUCAGAGUGUCCGACAUCAUAAAACAAUUCUACAUCUGGGUUGUCUUUGUCGUUGGUUUCCCUGGCAACAUCAUCAGCGCCAUUGUGGUCACCAGGAUGUGCCAGCAACGUCUGACAACGUCGUUGUUCUACGUCGGUUUGUUGGCAGUGGUGGACAACAUCGCCAUUGUUCUGAAACUCGUAGAGAACCAGUCCCAGAACAGGAGACUCGCCAUGGACGAUAGAAGUUGCCGAGGAUUGUUCUUCUUGGGACUUGUCUUCUCUACGUACGCAAACUGGAUACUUACUACCGUGGCAAUGGAGAGAUUCCUGGCGGUGAGGUACCCGUUCAAGAUGGCGGUCAUGUGGACCGUGAGGAAAGGUCUGGUGAUUAUUUCUUGUGUGUUUGUGUUGCUGUGUCUGAUCCACCUGCAUCUGUUUUGGACUGUCAUUCACUACGAAGGAUACACAUGCACGCUGACAUUAGAAGGUCCAUCCUUUAAGGCCUGGUUCUAUGUCGGGUCCUUCGUGUACGCCAUCCUGCCGGCUUCCUGCCUCUUCAUCUGCAACAUCCUCAUCAUUAUCUACGUCAGGAGGUCGGCCAACAAUCGACGGACUCUGUCAGAGAACCACUCGACCACUGUUGCCACAAGAAGACUGGAUGCACAGAUCACAAAGAUGUUGGUAAUUGUUGCGGCAGUGUUUAUACUUCUGUCGUUUCCAAGAUGCAUUUUCUUGGUUGCAAAUGGCUACUGGAAUCCAACUAGUUGUUCUAUAGGUGAAGCGAGAAAAUAUUUCCUCGACGUCCUGACCACCAACAUCGCCGACAGCAACCACGCCGUUAACUUCUAUCUGUACUUCCUAGCUGGGAGGAGAUUCAGACAUGCCUAUUCUUCUAUCAUCCGGGAUAUUUCGUUCAGAAAAAGAAGCGUGGAAAAAACCCCACCCCACACAGACAGCGAACUAAGGACGAGACAAUAAAAUGGCCCUUGCGGAGUGACAGAAAGAUUUGUUAUACUGCAAAGAUAUUUUUCAUGUUUAGAUUGAUAUUUUGCUUUACGAAGGUUCGGAAUUCUGACAUGAUUGGGGCAGUGGGGUAGCCAAGUGGUGAAAGCGUUCGCCCGUCACACCGAAGAUCCAGAUUCGAUUCUCCAAUGCGUAAAUUCCAUUUCUGGUCCCCAAUCCGUGAUCUUGCUGGAAUGUUACUAAAGGCGGCGUAAAACCAUACUCCAAUAUGAUCAAGAACACAGAUACGGUGCUGCCCAAUAACGCCGAUUAAGCUCAACUAUUGUCUAACAAUGCAUCAGUACGUGUUCCAAGAUGACAUGGGCUUGUUUAUUUAUAAUUCCCCAUUAAAAUUUUAAAAAAUCAGUGCUGACUGAAGUGGUUGAACUAUUGAGGUUUUCUUAAAACCUAAAAAGUAAUAAUAUUUGACGUAUUAUUCCUUUACACCAAUGUUAAAAGUUAACUUAAUGAAUAAUGCAGACCACCUGGAUACAAAAGGGCCCUUGUCAUUUAUUGUCCUUUGAAGUGCUCUAUUUGUGUUUAUAAAUUAUUAUAAAAUAAAGUAAUUACAU